Molecule: messenger RNA, 830 nt
Organism: Halteromyces radiatus
Lineage: Eukaryota; Fungi; Mucoromycota; Mucoromycetes; Mucorales; Cunninghamellaceae
Product: glycoside hydrolase family 25 protein
Exons: 1
Coding region: 103-804 (233 amino acids)
Biological process (GO): peptidoglycan catabolic process; cell wall macromolecule catabolic process; signal transduction
Molecular function (GO): lysozyme activity
Source: RefSeq, a predicted model, not a curated record
UUUUUUUUGGUAUUUAUAUCAAUCAUUCUUUUCUUCUUCUGUCUUUUCUUCUUAUCUCUCUCUCUUUUUUUUUCAACUUGUAUUCUUCUUAUUGGUUCUCUGAUGUGGAUCUCUACUGACUUUCCGAUUAUCUUUUACUUGACUCUUCUUUUGGUUGGUAUCUCCUUUGUCCAGGCUGAUAGCAAAGGUGUUGACGUUUCAUCAUUAACAUCAACAUCAGCAUUCCAAUGUGUAAAAGGUCAAGGUUAUACUCGUGCUGGUGUUCGUGCGUAUAUUGAAGCUUGGGGUGGCAAUCCAGGAGGAAAGGUGGAUGCGAACCUUGUGCAAAACUACAACAACGCCAUAGCAGCUGGACUUAGUGUGGAUCUUUAUAUCUUUCCUUGUACAGGUCGGUCGACAUGCAAAUCACCUGCAACUCAAGCAUCCGAAGCCAUCGAUGCGAUGAACGCUAAUCAUAUGCAGAUUGGUACCAUUUGGUUGGACGUGGAAGUGGAUCCUCAAUCGAACAACUGGCCUGAUGUCACAACUAACCAGAAUACUUUGACAGCCUUCAAAACCGCUCUGGAUGAUAGCAAGCUCAAUUGGGGUGUAUAUUCAUCACAAUCACAAUGGGAAACAGUCACCGGGUCAACAAAUUGGGAACUUGAUAGUUCAAAACCUCUUUGGUAUGCUCAUUAUGACAACAAUCCUAGCUUUAGUGACUUUACUGCCUUUGGCGGAUGGACUGCACCAACAGCGAAACAAUAUGCAGGGGAUGCUUCCCUAUGUGGUGGUUCUUUUGAUCUGAAUUAUUAUAGUACAUGAUGAAUACUAUUAUUCUAUUCUUUUUU